Messenger RNA from Capsaspora owczarzaki ATCC 30864, 1240 nucleotides. Its product is annotated as zinc finger protein. Gene Ontology annotation, molecular function: palmitoyltransferase activity. The coding region runs from base 70 to 1221 and encodes 383 amino acids. The transcript is spliced from 4 exons. Lineage: Eukaryota; Filasterea; Ministeriida; Capsasporidae. The record is from RefSeq and is a predicted model, not a curated record.
CCUGUGCAUUUUCAGCCUUCUUCACUUUUUUUUUUUUUUUUUCUCUCAGCAACCUCGGCUUCAGCCUUCAUGCCACCCGGUCAGCUGCUGCAGCCGUCGCAGCGCUCGUCGCGUCCUCCCACGCGCCCGGGGCUGCCGCGCUUCCCACGCUGCAUGAAGCACGAUCCGGUUGGUCUCCUCGCGGUGGGCCUCGCGUACCUGAUGCUGGGCUACGCGGGCUACGUGGCGACCUGGGUCAUCAUCCUGCCGUACCUCGACUACACGGUCGCCGGCCUCGUCAACCUCCUCGCGUUCCAUACAUUGCUGCUGCUGGCGCUGGCGUCACAUUUCCGCGCAAUGACGUGCGAUCCAGGCGUUAUUCCACCGCCGCAGCUCGAUCUCGACUUUUCAACUGUACACGAGCCGAGCAUGACUGCGGCAGCUCGCACGCUGUGCAACAAGUGCCAAAACUACCGGCCUCCUCUCGCUCACCACUGCUCUACCUGCGGCUACUGCAUUCGACGCAUGGAUCACCACUGCCCAUGGAUUAACAACUGCGUGGGAGAAUUCUCAGUCAAGUACUUUAUGCUGUUUCUGACCUACGUCUGCAUGCUCUGCCUAUACUCUGCAUGCCUAUUACUCGCGACUUUGAUAUGGCAAAGGCAAGCCGAGCAACCCAACAACAACAACAACAACAACAACAACAACAACAACAACAACAACAACAACAAGCUCAGCAGCGACGACACUGUCGCCCUCAUCCUCUUUGCCGUCGAAGUCGUCAUCUUUUUCGUGUUUUGUCUGUACAUGCUGUACGACACGAUACAAUCCACCAUUCUCGGGACAACCAAGCUGGAAAACAUGAUUGCGGCACAGCAGGCGAACAAUGCCGCCCUGUCGCUCGCUGCAACAGGUGCACUGCCCGCGUCCGCCUCUGCCAUCCCUGGAAAGUCAAUUGCUCCGGCUUUGGCGGGGCAACCGGGCCCUUCAUCGUCGUCGUCGCCGUUGGCUUUGAUGAUUCCGCCACUGCUCCCCAAUGCGGCAGGCUCGUCGGGGCGUGCAAGCGGUACCACCACCAUCACCAUUGCCGGGCCUGUCCGUUCUGUACAGCGCCGCGCUGCAUUGCGCGCAAAGCUGGCCAACGUUUUCGGCUCCGAGCCCAGCUGGCGCUGGCUGAAUCCCUUCCAGCCCUCGCAGAGUCACAUUUCGUCGUCCUCUUAUGACAAGCUGCUCACCGUGUAAAUUGGGUCGGGGGUUUUGG